CCUGAAGUGUUUCAUGGUGACAUGGUCCCUCUGUUUUCUCCAUUUGCUCUCUCGCAUGCAUCAGCACCCUGAUUCCCUCUCUAAUUCCAUUUCUUCUCCUCUUUUCUGCUCCCCGUUUACACAAUAUUAGCCACACAGAGAGAUGGCAGGGGCGGCCUCUUUUAGGUGGAUACUACAGCUUCAUAAGGACGUGCCAAAAGCAGCUCGUUUCUACUCUGAAGGACUGGAUUUCACCGUAAAUGUGUGCACUCUUCGUUGGGCUGAACUUCAAUCUGGAUCUCUUAAGCUCGCUCUCAUGCAAUCCCACAACAAUCAUCUUGUGCAGAAAGGGUAUUCUUCUUUGCUGUCAUUCACGGUAACUGACAUCAACACGACAGUGACAAAACUCAUGGCCUUAGGUGCUGAAUUAGAUGGCCCCAUCAAGUAUGAAAUCCAUGGAAAGGUUGCAGCAAUGCGGUGUAUAGAUGGCCACAUGUUGGGCCUCUAUGAAUCUGCAUAAAAGCAUCAGAUACAAGUGAUUUCUAUAUCAAUUUCAGUAAUACUGGUUGAUCUUUCUGCGACGUGAACUCUUUUGAGGACCAGGAGAGAAUGUAGGCAACUUUUCCAUUCUUUGGAUUUCCUUCAAUAAUUGAUAGUGUUUUUUCGUCCAGAUCAAUCAUACAUUGAGUGUAUAGUGUUGGACCUGAAAAUACGGCCAAUAUGGCAAGUAAAUAUUACUGAAGAAGAGGGGGCUCUAAGUGAAAAUUACUGCGUAAGAUCGUCAGAUACAAGAGAUUUCUACAUCAACUUCAGUGAUACUGGUUGAUCUUUCUGUGACUUAACUCUUUUGAGGACAUGGAGAAAAUGUAGGCAACUUUUCCAUUCUUUGGAUUUCCUUCAAUAAUUGAUAGUGUUUUGUCAUCCAGAUCAAUCAUAGCUGUGCAUAGAGUGUAUAGUGUUGGACCUGAAAAUACAGCCAAUAUGAUCAGUAAAAAUUACUGAAGAAGAGAAAGGGUUCUAUAUUUUUUUCCCUUCAAUA
Molecule: messenger RNA, 1018 nt
Organism: Populus nigra (black poplar)
Lineage: Eukaryota; Viridiplantae; Streptophyta; Magnoliopsida; Malpighiales; Salicaceae
Exons: 3
Coding region: 143-499 (118 amino acids)
Source: RefSeq, a predicted model, not a curated record